This is a messenger RNA of Aplosporella prunicola CBS 121167, 1401 nucleotides long. RefSeq lists its product as uncharacterized. Gene Ontology annotation, cellular component: cytoplasm; nuclear pore. The record is from RefSeq and is a predicted model, not a curated record. Gene Ontology annotation, biological process: regulation of DNA-templated transcription; nucleocytoplasmic transport. Bases 1 to 1401 code for a protein of 466 amino acids. NCBI's taxonomy places the organism in Eukaryota, Fungi, Ascomycota, Dothideomycetes, Botryosphaeriales, Aplosporellaceae. The transcript is spliced from 7 exons. Gene Ontology annotation, molecular function: GTPase activator activity.
AUGGCUGAGCCUUCCGCCACUAAGCUCAACCCUGCCGACGAGCAGGCUGCCGGCACCCAGCCGCAGCUCGCAAAGGAGGAGACCGAGAAGCUCACCACGGGUGUGACGGAGUCCAAGGACGAGAAGCCCAAGGAGGAGGCCGGCACCGUCACUGAGAGCGUCACCAACGCUGCGUCUGCCGCCACUUCUGCCGUCAAGGACAACGUCUUUUCCAUGUUCGGCGGAGGCCCCAAGAAGGAGAAGAAGGAGGAGGAGGAGGUCACGAAUGAACCCUCUGGCUCUUCCAAAGCGAAGACUGGCGAGGAGGACGAGUCGCCCGAGAACCACGAGCCUGAUGUCGAAUUCAAGCCUGUCGUUCACCUGACGGAGAAGGUCGAGACCAAGACCAACGAGGAACUCGAGGAGCAGACUUUCAAGAUGCGCGCUAAGCUCUUCAAGUUCGACCGCGAGUCGAGGGAAUGGAAGGAGCGCGGCACUGGCGACGUCAGGCUGCUCAAGCACAAGGAGAACGGCAAGACCCGUCUGGUUAUGCGCCGCGACAAGACCCUCAAGGUCUGCGCCAACCACUAUGUUGUCCCCGACAUGAAGCUUUCCCCCAACGUUGGCAGCGACCGCAGCUGGGUCUGGAACGCGGCGGCUGAUGUUUCUGAGGGCGAGCCCGAGGCUCAGACCCUUGCCAUCCGUUUCGCCAACAGCGAGAAUGCCAACCUCUUCAAGGAGUCUUUCAUCAAGGCCCAGCAGGAGAACGAGGCUCUGUUCAAGAACGAAGACAAGCCUGCCGUGAUGGAAGGCUUCCCCAUGCGCGCCUGGAGCAUUGAAAUCUGGAUGCUCAACGAGAAUGGCGAGGAGGUGCCUGCGAACAUCUUCGAGAAGGCGACGUACCGCCUGCACCCGUCGUUCGAGAAGAGGGCCAUUCAGACCAUGAAGAAGCCACCCUUCCGCAUCGAGGAGGAAGGCUGGGGUGAAUUCGAGAUGCAAAUCACCCUUACCAGUAUCGGCAAGGGAGGCGACCACACCGUUGAGCACGACCUCAACUUCCAGCAAGAGCGCUACGAAUCCAAGCACGCUGUCACAUUUAAAAAUCCCAAGCCCGACCUGCUGGCUGCGUUGGGCGAGACCGGCUCCACCGGCCAGGAAAAUGGCGCCAGGCGCGCCAACGUGCCUUCCAGCAAGAAGCGCAAGGACAAGACCGUUGAUAUGGAGAAGCUGGCGGAUGGCCUGCAGAGGCUCGGUGAGGACGACUUGCUCCAGGUUGUCCAGAUGGUGCAUGACAACAAGACCAACGACACGUACACCAAGAACGACGUUGAGAACGGCGAGUUCCACGUCGAUCUCUACACCCUGCCCGACCAUCUUGUCAAGAUGCUCUGGGACUUCACGGCUACGCGGACGGAUCUGUAA